UCCACUCGCGUCAGUGAACAGCUCUUGGUGCGGAGUUCAGCCUGAUGCAUGCCAUGACUGCUUUCUGCCGGAUACUGCUCCUGUUAUCUGUGGCUGUGGCCCCUGCGGUGACGCGCAGCUCCGAGCGGACGAAGAGAGGCUUACUGGAGCUGGCGGGAACCAUCAAAUGCAGCACGGGGAGAUCUGCUCUGGCUUACAUGAUGUAUGGAUGCUACUGUGGGCUGGGGGGGCAAGGCUGGCCCAGAGACAAGGCGGACUGGUGUUGCCACAGACAUGAUUGCUGUUAUGGAGAUGCAGAGCUUCUUGGGUGCCAAACCAAAACAGACCAGUAUCAGUGGAAGUGUGAGGACAAGGAAGCGGAGUGUGAUGAUCUGGAGGACAAAUGUGAAAAGAUGCUGUGCAAGUGUGACAGAAACGCUGCCAAAUGUUUGAGAAAAGCACCCUUUGAUCGAAAAUAUGCCCUCUGGCCAGAUUUCCUCUGUGGCCACAACCAUCCAAUGUGUAGUAUUUACUGACACAAUAUUCAUUUUGUAUUUUUUUUAAUAUAUAUUUGUAUUGAGUCAGGCACAAUGAGUUACAUUAUAGGGUCUAUAUUCUUCCCUCCCCCCUCCCGGUCCUACAUAGUAAAGUAGAUAAAUAAAUAAAUACAUAUAUAGGUAAUAAUAAAGUAAUGUAAAAAAAAAGAAAUAC
Trematomus bernacchii (emerald rockcod) is the source of this 690-nucleotide messenger RNA. Its product is annotated as group 10 secretory phospholipase A2. Gene Ontology annotation, molecular function: phospholipid binding; calcium ion binding. Gene Ontology annotation, biological process: phospholipid metabolic process; arachidonate secretion; lipid catabolic process. Lineage: Eukaryota; Metazoa; Chordata; Actinopteri; Perciformes; Nototheniidae. The transcript has 4 exons. The record is from RefSeq and is a predicted model, not a curated record. The coding region runs from base 45 to 515 and encodes 156 amino acids.